Messenger RNA from Rosa rugosa (rugosa rose), 755 nucleotides. RefSeq names its product dirigent protein 5-like. The transcript has a single exon. Lineage: Eukaryota; Viridiplantae; Streptophyta; Magnoliopsida; Rosales; Rosaceae. The coding region runs from base 21 to 572 and encodes 183 amino acids. The record is from RefSeq and is a predicted model, not a curated record.
CCCAUCAGCCAAGAGCGACCAUGUCAACUAUAGUAGCAAAAAGUUCCAUUCUUUUGAGGACCUUCAUGUUGGUGUUCCCAUCUGUUUUGGCAACCAAAAAUCCAUUCGAAGAGUCGAAACCAUGCAAGAGGCUUGUGCUCUAUUACCACGACACCCUAUUUAACGGCACGGAUGCGACCAAUGCAACAUCUGCUACUGUAGCCAAUAUAACAGGGCUUGACAGAGAGCACAAGUUUGGUAUGCUGGUUGUCUUCAACGAUCCUCUGACCAAAGACCACCAUCUUCUGUCUCCUGCCGUCGGAAGAGCUCAAGGCUUCUAUUUCUAUGACAUGAAGGACGACUACACUGCUUGGUUUGCCUACACUUUGGUGUUCAACUCGAGCGAGCACAAGGGUACACUCAAUAUCAUGGGGGCGGAUUUGAUGUAUGAAAAGACUAGGGAUCUUUCGGUUGUCGGAGGGACGGGAGAUUUCUUCAUGGCUAGAGGGAUUUGCACAUUUCAAACUGAUACUUUUCAGGGUGACUACUAUUUUCGCCUUAAGAUGGAUAUCAAGUUGUAUGAAUGUUAUUAGACUAUAGUGAUGAUGAUGUUCCCAUGCUACUACUGGUCGAAAACUCUUCCGAGUGUAUUUCAUAAAAACCACUAAUCACUAUGAGUAAUGUGAUUACUUAUUGUGAUCGAGAAGAAAGUUGUAUACACCCCUGGUAUAUAGAAUCUCUCUUAAUAAGAUUUCAAGGAGUUUCAUUGAUGGAAA